AUUUGAAGGGAAAGGUUAUCCUAUGGAGGAACUAUAGAGGAGAGGUGCCUCCAACAGUAACUGAUCAUUUUGUUGACAAUGUCGUGGAUGCUGAAGAUGUUAAUAUAAAGCCGGUGUUUGUCGAGGAUGGUAUUGUUUAUUGCUGGAUACAGUAUAACAAUCUGUACUUAUUGGCGGUGACACAGAGAAAUGGAAAUGCGAUGAUGAUAUUAUCGUAUCUUUACAAGUUAGCUGAUGUA
Perkinsus marinus ATCC 50983 is the source of this 239-nucleotide messenger RNA. Its product is annotated as clathrin coat assembly protein ap-1, putative. The annotation marks the transcript as partial. The record is from RefSeq and is a predicted model, not a curated record. The transcript is spliced from 3 exons. Lineage: Eukaryota; Perkinsozoa; Perkinsida; Perkinsidae.